Oppiella nova is the source of this 555-nucleotide messenger RNA. The record is from the annotation of a GenBank genome assembly. Lineage: Eukaryota; Metazoa; Arthropoda; Arachnida; Sarcoptiformes; Oppiidae.
AUGGCGAUCCCCACCAGAGCUAAACCCAUCAACACAUUGAAUGAAUUAUCUGCAGCACAACGAAGCGGUCAGAUUCAGGUGACAGCCACCGAUGGCUCCUCUUAUUUCGACUCUUUGAAGACCGCAAAGUUUGGUGUGUAUCAGGAGAUCGGGGAACUCAUACAACCCGUCAGGAAUAAGGACGAAGGACUCAAUAUUGUGGUCAAUGCCUCCAAACCUCACGCAUAUAUCUCGACCAGAGAUCACUUGUAUUACGGUUUACUAAAGUUUGGUCCAAAAGUGAUACGUUUGCCGCCUUAUACUGAAGAGUCGACUGUGUUUCUCGAUGUUAUGGCUAUUGCUAUGCAUUACGACUUCCAGUAUAAGGAUGUCUUCAAUAAAUUAAUAUCGGACCUAAAGAAAGGCGGUUUUCUGGACUACUGGCGCUUAACUGAGAACCGGAAGCUAGCAGUGAAUGGGGAUCAGAGUGUGAAUACUGUGGACGACCAGCGAGAGCAUGAGAUCCUUAUCCUGGAUCAGUUGCAAAGUGCUUUCUAUCUGAUGGCAUUGGGUUAU